GGAAAUGGAAGUCCCUCAGGGACAGGUACAUGAGGGAGAAAAGGAGGGAGAAAGAGGAGGGGAAAAGGAGCGGGUCAGCGGCAAGGACAGGGAAGAAAUGGAAGUUCUUUGCGGUCCUGUCCUUCCUCGACCCCUUUGUCACACCGAGGGAGACCAGCAGCAACCUUCCUCGGUGUGCAGAGAUGGAGGUAGAGAUAGAGGAUGACGGGGCUGCAGAGACUUCAGGGGUAGGAGAAGCAGACGAGGAGCGUGAUGAGGCAGCAGCAGCAGCAGGGCCAUCGCACAAUACAGAUCAGCUGUCAGGAAAUGAAUCGGACCCUGUCGAUGUUCCUGCUGCUGCUGCUACUGCUGCUACUCCUGCCCCUGCCGCUGGCCCUGUCCCUGCCGCUGGCCCUGGCCCUGCCCCUGCCCCAAGUCCACCGAGCGGGAGGAAGAGAGCAAGCGGGGUACCAUGUGGGAACACCCCGAUACAGGAGGCCAUCCUCCAGGCCCUGCAGAGGGAUGGAGAGUUGUGCGCGGACGCAGAGUUUUUAAACGGCCUACUUCCUUCCCUGAAGAGAUUGCCACCAGACGCAAAGGAGUAUGUGAAAUUCCAAAUUCACAAAGUCAUAUUUGACGCCACCCAAUUCACCCUUAAUUUGGAACCCGUCUAAUCAUGCUCCUGCUCAUUAGCAAGAGUGGUGGUGACAAUCUCUCCAGGGAAAGAACUGGGCUGCUGUGAC
This is a messenger RNA of Gadus morhua (Atlantic cod), 722 nucleotides long. Its product is annotated as nischarin-like. Gene Ontology annotation, molecular function: DNA binding. NCBI's taxonomy places the organism in Eukaryota, Metazoa, Chordata, Actinopteri, Gadiformes, Gadidae. The transcript is spliced from 3 exons. The coding region runs from base 30 to 653 and encodes 207 amino acids. The record is from RefSeq and is a predicted model, not a curated record.